GAAAAAAAUACAUCUCCAGAUUCACAUGGGCAUACAUUACAUAGUAUGGAGAAGCAAUACUACAAGCCACAGCUUCAUACUACUUGUCAAACAUUGAGAGCCCACCGAUACUGAAUACUGGUUGUUGGGGUGGGAUUGGUGUGAGGGUCCAUGGCUGUUUUUUUUAUAUUUUGGGGGGAUUCCUUCGUGUCUUACUCAUUGGUAGGAAGAUGUUUGGUCCAAAUCAGACAUUGGGUACUAUAUUCAUUGAAUAUUAUCUGAAUCCUAUAAAUUAAAAUGGUCAAUUUGAGUGUAAUCAAUUAGCAUAAUUUCACAUUUCAAAUUAUAUUUAAACAAAAUCAAGCUUCAGGAAUGCUAAUCCUAUCUGUUACUAACUACAGAAAUGAUUUCCGAACAAUCUGAGAUUGCAGGGGUCGAAAUCCUAUUUUUUGUGUUUUUUUGAGGUGGAACAACCCGUGUAUUAUUGAAUAUAAGGAAUUUUUGUUGGGCGAUCCACUAUCAAGAUGCUUAUCAAUUAAUGGGCCAUUGGCUCCAGCACAUGACAGGUUGGGUUCGAUUUGACCCUGGGAAAUUCCAUGGUAACAGAAUUAUGCUGAGACUCAUUUAUCACUUUGAAUUGUAUACCAAACAAAAACAAUUGAUUUGAAAGUUUAACAAACCACAUAACUAUGCACAAGGACUACUUUUAACAAUUUCCACAGAAUAAAAUUCGAGGGAGAUUUUAUAGCAGAUCUGUUACCAAAGUUUUAAUAUCUGCAGUUUUCCCAGUAAAAUAUGUUUUUACUAAGUAAAUUGUUCGAAGUAAUAAUUUAUUUAUUGGCAUGACGAUCCGCAAAUGUGUUCCUCAGUGCGCGCGCAAUAUUUGCUAACAAACAACCAAGACAAAAGGAAGAGUCUCCUAGCUAGAGCAUUAUGGCCGCUUCUCCUUCAUCCUGCGACCAUCAAGAGGACUGGGGCGAAGAGAUGAUGGAGUUGAACAAGGAUUUAGAGAGAAUGAUUGAAGACGUGGAAAAUAUAUCAGUACAGCUGACGUGGAUGGCCUAUGACAUGGUGGUGCAGCGAACCAGUCCUGAUCUGGGGGACUCCAUUCGUCGGCUGGAGGAAGAGUUUCUCCGCUGCAGGGCUGUCAUCUGUGGCUCCCCUGGGGAACAAGAGCCGAACCAGGGGCAAGGAAAUGACCAGGGGAUGGGAUAGGAACUGGGACAGGGGCAGGGAAAGGACCAGAGGAUGGGAUAGGAACUGGGACAGAGGCUGAACCAGGGGCAGGGAAAGGACCAGGAGAUGGGAUAGGAACUGGGAUGGGCUGAACCAGGAGCAGGGAAAGGACCAAGGGAUGGGACAGGGUCAGGGAAAGGACCAGGGGAUGGGAUAGGAACUGGGACAGGGUCAGGGAAAGGACCAGGGGAUGGGACAGGGUCAGGGAAAGGACCAGGGGAUGGGAUAGGAACUGGGACAGGGUCAGGGAAAGGACCAGGGGAUGGGAUAGGAACUGGGACAGGGGAUGGGAUAGGAACUGGGACAGGGGCUGAACCAGGGGCAGGGAAAGGACCAGGGGAUGGGAUAGGAACUGGGACAGGGGCUGAACCAAGUUAUGUGGAUGAAGUGUCCUAGACCUGUACAUACCACCGCCAUCCCACUGACAGAUGUGAUUGGCCGUGAUUCACCAGGAAUAUCUGAUGUUCUGAAAUGGACCUGAAUCCAAAGAUAGUAGCCUGCGUCCUGUCCUGUAUGCUUGUCUACAAUGUUGUUGCAGUUAUAUGUAGACUAGUCUCAUCUCUAGCAGCAACCACUGCCCCACACUGCAUGCUGUCUAAGCUGAGCAGCAGGCUGUUGUAUGGUGCUGUUGUAUGUAGGUUAUUGUUGUGUGUUAUGUACCUUUGGACAGGGUGUUCAAUUAGCUUUAGUGUUGUGUUCUGAAUUUGUGGUUUGGUUAAGUAAUAAGAUAAAUUUGAAUAGCGAAUAUUGACUGUCAGCUUGUUUAUUGGGAUGCCAAAAGGAGUUGGUAAAAUGUGCAUACACGUGUUGACAUUCUACAUAUUGAUAGUCACAUCCUAGUCGUACCACCAGCAGUCACGGUACUGUAGAGUUGUACAUUUCUAAAGCCUUUAUCUCAUUCUUCAUGUACGCUGAACAAAAUUAUAUAAA
Messenger RNA from Oncorhynchus mykiss (rainbow trout), 2145 nucleotides. It is a transcript of the gene syce3, whose product is annotated as synaptonemal complex central element protein 3. Gene Ontology annotation, biological process: reciprocal meiotic recombination; synaptonemal complex assembly; spermatogenesis. NCBI's taxonomy places the organism in Eukaryota, Metazoa, Chordata, Actinopteri, Salmoniformes, Salmonidae. The record is from RefSeq and is a predicted model, not a curated record.